GUGACAGAAGGUUAGUCAGGUUAGGCGGACAUACCAGACAUGAACAGCCACCUCUUCGUUGUUCCGUGAUACCUGUCUAGACCAACUUUAUCACAGUCAACCCCAUUAUGAGCUUUGGGCAUAACAAUUAAUAUUCUGAGCAAUUAUUGUAAUUGAAUUACACAGAUUCAUACUAUUCUUUCUACUGCCUCGUGAUUUUAUCAAUUCUCGCUCCGACUAUCUCCCCUCGUGAUCUUAUUACAACUUCGAACGCUUUAAUUAUCUGCUAAGCAGAAGCCAGAAAGCAAUGCAUAAGUCUUUCUCCCCGUUAACGGGUGGGCAAUAAGCCGACCAGUAGAUCAAAGUACCCGGGGUAAAGGAGCAACGGAGUUUGCAUAAUUCAUUCCGGAUCAUGUAUUAUUAAUCAUUCGUUUCUAGGUCAUUGCGCCUUGUAGCCUGACUAUAUCUGCUACAGCCUCAUGAUAUAUAAACGUCGACGAGAGCCACAAUAGCAUGGGUAUUGAACUCGUACAGCAGCACACACAUCAUCACUCGAUUAUCAUAUAACACGCUCCUCACCUUUAACGAUACUCAUCAUCAAGAUGAAAAGCAACAUUUUCCUUCGCUCGGCUCUUUUAGGCCUCCAAGCAUCACUGUCAACGCAGCUACACAUCCCCAGGGCCGCGGAUUCACUCAUUCCUUAUCCUACUCGAAAAAUUGGCAACGUCAGCGUAGUUGACACUAAGAUUGUACGAGAAGCCCAAGCUUUUGCACGCAGCCACAGUAGCGACGUCGUCUGGAAUCAUAUAGUGCGAGGCUGGCUCUAUGGAAGCCUCAUCAUUGCUCACAAUGACACUCUUCGCACCACUGUGGACGCUGAGGCACAUGCUAUGGCUGCGAUCCUACACGAUCUGGGGUGGGAUCAAACACCCAACUCGACAGUCGUGAGCACCGAUCGGCGCUUUGAAGUAGACGGUGCCAUCGGUGCGCGUAACUUUAUCAACAGCCACAGCAGCAACCCAAAAGACUGGAACGCCAAUAGAGUUCAACUAGUGUGGGAUUCUAUUGCCCUACAUACCCAGCCCAGUAUCUUCGAAUACAAGCAAGACACUGUCGCUGUGACCGGUCUUGGUAUUCUGAUGGACUUCGAAGGUCCGGCGGAAGGAGUAACGCAGCAGGAAUAUGACGCUGUAGUAGCUGCAUUCCCAAAGGUCGAGUUUGAAGAAACAGUCAAUCAGACUUUUGUUUGGCUUUGUCAGACUAAACCUAAGACUACAUAUGAUACUUUCAUGCAGCCCUGGGGCGAUAACUAUGUUGCGAACUACUCUGCAGACGGGUAUCGGAUUAUUGACAUAAUUUCUGCGCUUCCACGAUGAAGUCUCCUGGCGGCCACGGACCUCAAUCCAGCUCGUUUUAUAAUGAUUCACGGCUAGAGAACUUGAGGGUUUGGUUGUUGUAACAAUCAGGGGCCGGAAAGGGGAAGAGAUAACUUUGAAAAGUACAACUUGUGGACACGGGUCUAGGAGGUUGCAAACAGCCUAGGCUAUACUAUCUUUUUAAAACAGAAUUCCACUCAACUUUACCGACUUUAGAAUGACGCGACACCCAAGCUCGGGCGGGGGGGUUAAUGCUGAGAUCAGGGGUUUCUAUUACUAAGACUAGACCGCGAUCAUCUAUCCAGAAUUAGCAAGGAAAUGUGAAUGGGAUGAGAUGCUCGCAAUCUUGAGAUUAGGGAUUACGAAAGCCACGGGUGAAUUCCCCUUUAGGCAUAAAAAUCGUUCGGGUAGCAGAAAUAGAACUCGUUGUUACAUUUUAUAAC
This is a messenger RNA of Xylaria bambusicola, 1798 nucleotides long. RefSeq lists its product as uncharacterized. NCBI's taxonomy places the organism in Eukaryota, Fungi, Ascomycota, Sordariomycetes, Xylariales, Xylariaceae. The record is from RefSeq and is a predicted model, not a curated record. The transcript is spliced from 3 exons. Bases 582 to 1355 code for a protein of 257 amino acids.